AUGUUAUCUUUGAAGCUUGGGUGUCUCUCGACCGCCAUUGUCAAUUCAACUUGCUUAGCUACGAACCAGACAUGUGUCUGUGCGGACGAGUCGCUUCAAUCGGCCGUAGGCAUUUGCGUCUCGGAGAAUUGCACUGUAAAAAAUGCUCUCACUACCAAGAACGCAACGAUGGAGUAUUGCGGCGAGCCUAUUCGUCAACGUUCCGUCCAGUACGAUACCUUUAGUGUGGUGGUGGUGAUAAUUUCUGGUUUAUUCAUUGUCCAGAGAUUCGCAUUCAAGAUCUACGCGAAGCUUGAACUACGCCUCGACGACUGGUUCGCUUUACUAGCAUCCAUUAUCAGUAUCCCGCUAACAGCCAUUGCCAUUUGCGGUGUCUCGGCCAACGGCCUAGGCCGAGAUAUAUGGACCUUGACAUUCGACCAGCUAUAUGAUUUCGGCAAAUACUUUCUGAUCUUGGAAAUUCUCUAUUUUACUGAGAUUACCAUUCUUAAGCUCGCCAUGCUCUUUUUGUAUCUACGCAUCUUCCCGGCCGCCUCGAUCCAACGGACGCUGUGGGGCACCAUCAUCAUCAACUCGCUAUUCGGUAUUAUCUUCGUGGUUAUCACCACCUUCGUUCAGUGCCGACCCAUCAGCUACUUCUGGAAAAUGUGGGAUAAUGAACACGAAGGAACCUGUCUGAACCUGACCGCGAUCGGUUAUUCUAACGCUUGUAUCAGUAUUGCACUGGAUCUAUGGAUGCUUGCAAUCCCGUUGGUACAAAUCAGAUCUCUGAAUUUGAGCUGGCAAAGGAAGAUUGGCGCUGGUGCCAUGUUCUUUAUUGGCAGCUUUGUCACUGUUGUGAGUAUCCUUCGUCUUGGUUCUUUAGUCAAGUUCGGAGCUCAUUCACGAAACCCAACCUGGGAAUAUGUUGAGGUGACCAUAUGGUCACAGGUUGAGAUAAAUGUCGGAAUCAUCUGCACCUGCAUGCCCUCAUUCCGACUGUUCAUCCAUCGGCUAUUCCCCAGGCUCCAAAGCACUGCCGAGAGGUAUUCAUCCAGCUACGACAGAAGAAACCCCUCUGCAAUGAUGGAGAGUGGAAUUAGGCAUUCCGGAGCUAGACACAUCGCGAUUGUGGAGGUGGACUAUAGUCGAAAGGGAUCGCAAGCAGCCAUUUGCCGAGAGCCACCAGGUCUGGAUCAUAUUGAGAAUGAUGAUACUGAAUUGGUUGAGAUGGAUAUUGAAGUCAGAGGCUCGAGGUCUCUGUAG
Molecule: messenger RNA, 1245 nt
Organism: Ilyonectria robusta
Lineage: Eukaryota; Fungi; Ascomycota; Sordariomycetes; Hypocreales; Nectriaceae
Product: GPCR, PTH11-type
Exons: 3
Coding region: 1-1245 (414 amino acids)
Source: RefSeq, a predicted model, not a curated record